Messenger RNA from Paramecium sonneborni, 1179 nucleotides. Lineage: Eukaryota; Ciliophora; Oligohymenophorea; Peniculida; Parameciidae. The record is from the annotation of a GenBank genome assembly.
AUGUAAUAAUAAACAAUUUAAGAUAUUGAAACCUAAGCCAAUUCACUAUUGGAAGGAGUUUAUUAGAGAAAAUCUGAAAUGAUUACCUCUUACAGCAAACUUAAAAGAUAAGAAGAAGUAAUAAUAAAUAAUCCCUUAUAUAAAUAAGGCAUUAGAUAUAGGAUUUGCAUCUGUAGGGUUUCCAGAUGAAAGCAUGGAUUAUGAAUCUGUUUAUGAAGUAAGAGAUUUUAAUAAUAAAUUUAGAUUUUACAACCUGGAUUUAUCUUUGAAGUUAUUGUAAAUAAAAAAAAUAUAGCCAAAGGAAGGCUAGAUAUAAUUUUAUAGAAAUUCCUGGCCUUUAGUGAUAAAUGUAUCACUUCCCAACAAUAAGUGAGAUAAGCUGAUUUUUAGUAAUUUAAAAAAUAAAAGCAUUUACUCUCACAAUUAACAUAAAUCAAUGUCAUGAGAAUUAAAGGAGUAAUCUAUGAAUAAGAUGUGGUAAUACAUAUUAUUGAUACAAAAAAGAUUGAAGAUUUUUCCAUUUUUACAUAUUACAUAAAUUUUGAGAAAAUUUAAGUAGGUGAUCAUUUGAAUGCUGUAUUAAUUGAUAAAACAAAAAUGACAAUGUCAUUAAAAAAUAAAAGCAUCACGGGUGGUAAAUAAUGGAGUUUGAAAAGACUUUAGAAUCCGUCUCAUUUUGAUAAUUGGCUUCAUUUUAGAUUAGGAUAUGCUAAAUAAAUAGGAGUGAAUUUUUAAUAUUAGAUUAUGAAUGAAUAAGAAAAGCAGAAAGCACAGGAUUCAAUUAAUGCCAAUCUUAAAUUCAAAGAAGAAACAGGAACUUUAAAAAUGGAUUAUUAAAUUGAAUAAGAUGGAUUCUUUCCAAAUAAAUAGAAUUAUACAUUUAUGAUGUAAUUUCUUGGUUUAAAUCAGAAUACAUCAUUUACAAAUAGAAACAAUCUAAAAUCAUUAAUGAAGAUUAAUUUAGAUCAUAGAAGGCGUUUAUAUUAAAUUAUUUAUUUUUUCUAGACUUUCCAGUCUAUCUGUCUAACCCGAUGUCCAAUAGAUACAUGUUCGUAAGUAGAAGAGUUAAAGCAAUAAUUGAAAAAAAUAAAAUAAGAAAAAUAUUAAAUUCAUAUCCAUAAAUUCCUUUUUUCAUCUUAAACAAUUAAUAAGGAAUCGAAUAUAUAAUAAUAUAUUUGA